Messenger RNA from Panicum hallii, 909 nucleotides. RefSeq lists its product as uncharacterized. The transcript has 2 exons. Bases 133 to 579 code for a protein of 148 amino acids. The record is from RefSeq and is a predicted model, not a curated record. Lineage: Eukaryota; Viridiplantae; Streptophyta; Magnoliopsida; Poales; Poaceae.
UGCCAUCUUGCCAAAUAAGUUGGUGACCUUAUCUUAGUACCUGCAGCUUCUGUGCUAGAGUUAUAAGAGGAGUCUUCGCAGACGCUCCACAUCAGAGCUGAAUUGCUGCUUCUGGUGACAGUCCAUCACAAGAUGAAGAAAGGCAUCCUUGCACUGUCUCUCCUCUUCCUCCUCACCCUUGCCUCCAAGGGUUCAUGGUGUGCAGCUGAGAGAAGCGCCGGAGUAUCCGUGGGGCAUCGUCUCAGGCCUCAUCUCCAGAUACAAGAAGAAUUGCAUGGCAAGAAGGACCUGGAGAUCCAGAGCCCCAGCAGGAGGCUUGGGUUUGGGCACGAGGUGAGCACGGUGGAGAUGAAGCAUCAAAGGAGGAUGGUCACCGGGCAUAAGGGCGGCAGCGUGGGUGGAGGAGGCGGCGCGGGCGGCGCCGCCGCGGGCGCGGGUGGCCGGACCGUGGGCGGCGGGGGCACCGUGACGAGGCCGCACAACAACAAGAACGGCGCGGCGGCGCUGCCGGUGCCGGUGGCGUCCGUCCUGGCGCUGGCUCUCGGCUGUGGCGUUGCUCUUUCAGCCUUCAGCUUCUGAAGCUCUUUGCCGUCUUCAGAGCUGAUAUCAGCAUCUGUGAGUUACAUUAGUAGUGUGCUAAUUUCUCGAUUUGUUUGUUAUUAUACAGUGUGUAAUGUCCAACGGAGUAUCUGUCAGUACUUCACUAAACUGUUCAGGACCGUUGUCAUGUCCACUUGAUUCUUCUUUUUUCAGUUUUCUCUGUUUUUUUGUCUCGGGAAAUUUCACAUGGCUCUAUGAAAGUCAUGUGAAAUUUUCUGAUUUUAUAUGGAAACCCAAUGUUCUUCUCGGAUUGGUCAUUAUGUGACUUACAAUAUCAACUUAUAUCAAUAUCAAUCUUUGAUUGUUUUA